This is a messenger RNA of Trichophyton rubrum CBS 118892, 3287 nucleotides long. RefSeq lists its product as uncharacterized. The record is from RefSeq and is a predicted model, not a curated record. Lineage: Eukaryota; Fungi; Ascomycota; Eurotiomycetes; Onygenales; Arthrodermataceae. Bases 2504 to 3091 code for a protein of 195 amino acids. The transcript is spliced from 2 exons.
CAUUAGUGCCAGCCAGCAAGGUCUGCUGCACCUAGAUGACUGUUCCCUGGGAAGGAUUCUGCUCGAAUACCGAUUUGGCAGCUAUAUCGCUCGACAUUACGCGAGAUUUUCGUGUUAAAGGUAUCUAGCUAGGUCCGCUGAUACUGGUCAAGUUUGUCGAGUUUACUCUUUAAUGAGCCGGCUGAGGCCGGAAGAGGAUAAUAAACUUAAGCCGUGGCGUUAUCUUUUUCCCCUGACUGGGAACAAGUAAUUCACGACAGCGUCAAGAAGCUGCCUGAGCAGCUCCUUUUCGCCUUCUAGUCCGUGCGACCCAGAACACAGGCUACCCCUGAAGCUGUGCUCUGCUAAAUCUGAGCUAGGAAACCCCUUCACAACAAGAUUUAGUACAGCAGGACGUUAUUUGCAGCCUCAACCACUGGCUCUAAUUAUCUCCGCGAUAUAGAGCGCCUGCAUAGUCUCCACCUUCCAGGAUCCUCUAAGAUCCAGAGAAGUGGAUUGUUUGCAUCUACCUGCCACUCUCGAUGAGUGGAGCUGCUGGAUGAGCUGUUAGCAAGUGUCAUCAAACCUAUGUAUUGUAAAUACAAUGAGGGACUUCCGAUCAACCUUGGGUCGCUUUAGAAGCAAAGCGUCAAGCACAGGGUCAACCUCAGCAUAUGGUUAUGGCCAGAGGUAUCAUCGUCUUCGAUACAGUUGUUAUGAAAGAGAGGACUCAAUUUUCCGUAUGCUGCAGCAGUAUCUACGGUGUAGGCGUGCCAAAGCUUGAUUCUGUGCAAAUCUGCAUGGUUGCAGCCCCCGUAUAAUCAACUACUGACAUCUGUUUAGCCCACUUGUCUCUGCCUCAAAACAGAAAAUGUCGUGCUCAUGUGCGGACUGUCCCAGGUAAUUCCAUAGUAUGAUUCCUGGAAGCAUCAGGCCAUAAUAAAACUACGGGAUUCUGUACUCCCAAGACUGCCGGGAGAUCCUGCAAAAGUGACGGGGUCAUGUUGAAUGGCCUCGGAGAUACACUAGGGCUUCUUCCUUUCAUCCAAAAAUGGCUGCGAUAUUGGCUUUGCUCAUAGCUGUGAGAAACUAUGGUGUCGGCUGAUGUGUGAGGAUUCGACCGUAGGUGAUAGUGAUGACAACUAUGACCCGGAUAAUCAUGGUAUAGUCACGAGUGCUGGUAUAAGGUCGCAGGGAUAUAUAUAUAUGGGCCCACAAUCAACCGAAGGAUGUUCCCUUGGCGGCCACUUAAGCGUCGAUGCGACUCUUGCGUUCCAGAAGGGCAAAGCACGAGUCAAGCAUCAACCUUGCUGAGGAUCUUGACCUGGUUAGAUACUGAGUUAGAAAUCGACAACCCCCAAGGCCAGUUAUCCGGUUAUCCUUCGCUGCUACUGGUGGAAAAUGGCUCCACAUUGACUGAUAAACUCUCGGUUACCACGUGGAAGCUAACUCACGCUAACUCUACUUGGUUAAUGCUGAAGGACCCGCCCGGUCGUUCACACGUUUAAUCCUUCGUCCAGAUCCUUCAACCUUUAAAUAGGAUAUCAGUUGCUUAAAGGCAUCUCAGUCUGUGAUAUACCCUAUUAACCCUCCGCUCGGCUGCCUUAGUGGCUUAAGCAGCGUGCAGGGGCCUUGAACCCUUCAGUCCCCACCUCACGUUUACCACGAGCCAUUCGCUCCCUCAAUCUAAAUCCUCUGCCCAGGCUCUGGUUUAGAUGCUACUAAAUCUCUUGAGGAAAUUCGCAUCCCACGGAAUUCUGGGCAGCGCACUCACAGAUACCCACUCAAAUGUGAGUGCAUAAGUAUAACUCGCUGGCUAGAUCCUUGAUGAGGGUCUGUAGGAUGCCAAUUGUCUUGCUAACUAGAGAGUUUUAACACUAUAUAUAGCUAAAGUUCUGCGCGAAAGCCAUCUUGCUAUCAAAGUGCCUCACUAUAUUGUACACAGUGAUGAACACUUAGUAAGGUAGUAACCAGCAACAGAUCACACAUAGUGUAUAAGGCAUUUAAGCUGAACCAAGCACACAAGACCCGCGCUUCCAGCAGCGUGUUGCUAAUGGUUCCAAGAGAAAGGGUCCGUAUGUACGGAGUAUGGCCCAAAAUUGACCCCUGUAAAUAGAUGCGCUAGACGAGGCGCUUAUGCACAGUACCAGGCCGGAUCCUGGGCGGCUAUCUGCCUAAGAUUUCAAUGGAGAAGCUGCGCAGACUUCCGUUGAGGGACCGUAGACAGCGAGUCUGUUGAUUGGGCUAUCUUGAUCUUUACAACUUGCCACGAUGCUACCUAACGCCCUCCCGGAAAAUUCUUCCCAAGAAAAUCCUUCAUAGCAAAUCCUUCAGAGAGAAUCCUUCGAAGAGAAUGCUACGGAGUAUACGCUUAUGAUGAACGAAGUGUUGUUAUCUCAUCGUCUGCUCGACUAUAAGAACAGUGAAUUUCUUCCAGUUGUCCGUCACAAAUACACAAGCAGAACAACCUCAGAGAACAGUCCAGCUUACCUAUUCUCACCAUCUUUCCUCGCCUUCAGCCAUCAUGAAGCUUCUUAACCUCCUCUCCAUUACCUUUGCCCUUAGCGGUAUCUCUUCCGCUAUCCCUGCUACUCCCGAAAAGGCUCUCGAGCCUAUCACCGGAACCGUUGUUGGCAAAGGUGUCACUGAGCAGGGCGAGCCCUACACUAUCACUGCUGACUUCGUUGAUAUUUCCGAUAAGGACUUGGCCCUUUUCAAGAACAACCCUGGAAAUUCCACCACUGGCCUCGAAAAGCGUGGAUUCGGCUCCAAGUUGAACUGCGACCAGUGGUUUGAGAACAAAUACUGCUACUGCGGUGGCGCAAUUUCCAACCGUGGAGAUUGCUACUGGGGUAGCCAGGAAUUCUGCAACAUGCACAAGUUCAAGAACUUCCGCAACACCUCGCUCUACCAUGUCAAGUGGCUGCCUACCGUUAAGAUCGAGUACUGGGUUACCAACAAGUGCAACCACGAUCGUUACGUGGGUGACAACUGUGGCGGUAUCUUUCUCGACCUCAUCGAUUGGUGCGAAUGGUCCUGGAUGACUGCUAAGGGAGGUCACCAGAAUUUCGACGAUUGUCUCUUCUUCCGCUUCGAUGUCAACGGCCGAUAAAUGUCAGGAGAAGACUGAACACAAUAGUGCCUUGUUCCAUGGAAAGGUCGAUGACAAGAGUGCAUUGUUCUAGGGGGGAUUGAAGAAAGGAGUGGCUUGUUGUUUAGGAUUUUAGAUAGCAUAAUAAUAAUAAAAGACAAGAUCUCACAGUGGGAACCUACCACUGUCAAAGAAACAUCCUUUUUUUUUUUUGCAA